AUGGAGAAGGUACUAGUUUUGAUCGUUGGUGCAGGCCCAUCAGGUCUCGCUGUAGCAGCAUGCCUCAGCGAGCUCUUCAUCCCCUACUGCAUCAUUGAACGUGAGGAUUGCAGUGCUUCACUUUGGCGCAAACGCACAUAUGAUCGCCUCAAACUCCAUCUUGCCAAGGAGUUUUGUGAGCUUCCUCACAUGUCAUAUCCAAGUGAUACCCCUACAUACAUCCCCAAGGAACAGUUUGUGAGGUAUGUUGAUGCCUAUGUCGAUCACUUCAACAUUUUCCCCAAGUAUAGCACUUCAGUUGAGUCUUGCAAGUAUGACGAAGUGAGCAACUGUUGGGGUGUCAUGGCACAUGACAAAGUAACUGGCCUAGAGAUUGAGUAUACAGCAAGGUUCUUGGUUGUAGCAACAGGUGAGAACAGUGAGGGAAUCAUACCAGAGAUCCCUGGGCUACAUGAUUUCCCUGGUGAAGUCAUACAUUCAUCAAGCUACAAGUCAUGGAAUAACUAUGCUGGAAAGGGGGUGUUAGUGGUUGGAUGUGGAAACUCCGGCAUGGAGAUUGCCUAUGACCUUGCCAGCCAUGGGGUGGAGACCUCCGUGGUUAUCCGUAGCCCGCUUCACGUUAUGACAAAGGGGUUGAUUAACUUGGGGAUGAAACUAUUCAACUGGCGCCUUCCCCUGAAAUUUUUGGAUUUCAUUCUUGUGACUUUUGCAAACAUUCGAUUUGGUGAUCUCUCCAAAUAUGGGAUUGUCAGGCCCAAUAUGGGGCCAUUUCUUCUAAAGGCAAAGACUGGACGGUCAGCAGUCAUAGAUGUUGGCACAAUUGAGCUAAUAAAGAAAGGCUUUAUCAAGGUGCUUGGUCCAAUAUCCAGCAUAAGAGGAAAUUCUGUAGAAUUUGAGGAUGGAAAAGAGUGCUCCUAUGAUUCUAUUGUAUUCGCUACAGGCUACAAAAGCACUGCAAACAGGUGGCUUAAGAAUGGUGAGAGCAUGCUGAACAAUAAUGGCAUGCCCAAGAGGGAGUUCCCCAAUCAUUGGAAAGGUGGAAAUGGCCUCUACUGUGUUGGGCUGGCAAUGAAAGGGUUGGCUGGUAUUUCUCAUGAUGCAAAGAGUGUUGCUGCAGACAUCAAGUCCAUCGUAGAUUCGAUGGGGCCAUUUUAA
Panicum hallii is the source of this 1155-nucleotide messenger RNA. RefSeq names its product probable indole-3-pyruvate monooxygenase YUCCA11. The transcript is spliced from 4 exons. The record is from RefSeq and is a predicted model, not a curated record. NCBI's taxonomy places the organism in Eukaryota, Viridiplantae, Streptophyta, Magnoliopsida, Poales, Poaceae. Gene Ontology annotation, molecular function: monooxygenase activity; flavin adenine dinucleotide binding; NADP binding. Bases 1 to 1155 code for a protein of 384 amino acids.